CAAACAUCACACAAACAGCUCUCACAUCAUCCACGUUCGACAUUCUCGACAGAACAAUCUCAUACAAUCCGCUCCCAGACGACCGCUGAUACCAAGUGAUAAGAAAGGCACGCCACGAUGGCUUCCGCCGACGUGAUCAACCCGGCCAACACACCAGCGCCGCAUCUCCAACGACAAAUCCCAAACUCCGCCAUCACCAACAUCGACACCGUUGAAGGUCUUGCAGACUCCGACGACCAAUACGCCACAUACAAGAAGUUACAGCGACAACUGGAGUACAUCAAGCUACAGGAGGAGUACAUCAAAGAUGAGCAGCGAAGCUUGAAGCGAGAGUUGGUGCGCGCACAGGAGGAGAUCAAGCGGAUACAAAGUGUGCCGCUGGUCAUCGGGCAGUUCAUGGAGGCUAUCGAUCAGAACACUGGGAUUGUGCAGUCAUCGACAGGAAGCAACUAUGUUGUGCGGAUUCUAUCCACCCUCGACCGUGAGCUGUUGAAGCCCAGCUCGAGUGUGGCGCUUCACAGACAUUCCAACAGCUUGGUCGAUAUCCUCCCACCGGAGGCGGACAGCAGUAUCGCUAUGUUGGGCGCGGACGAGAAGCCAGAUGUUACAUACGCAGAUGUUGGUGGACUGGACAUGCAAAAGCAGGAGAUUAGAGAAGCAGUUGAGCUGCCGCUCACACAAUUCGACCUUUACAAGCAGAUCGGUAUCGACCCUCCUCGCGGCGUGCUCCUGUACGGACCACCCGGAUGCGGAAAGACGAUGUUGGUCAAGGCCGUGGCGAAUAGCACAACCGCGUCCUUCAUCCGCGUUGUCGGCUCCGAGUUCGUGCAGAAGUAUCUCGGAGAGGGACCUCGCAUGGUUCGCGAUGUCUUCCGAAUGGCCCGCGAGAAUAGCCCUGCAAUCAUCUUCAUCGACGAGAUUGAUGCCAUCGCGACCAAGCGUUUCGAUGCGCAGACCGGUGCCGAUAGAGAGGUUCAGCGUAUUCUCCUGGAGCUGCUGAACCAGAUGGAUGGUUUCGACCAGACUUCCAACGUCAAGGUCAUCAUGGCGACCAAUCGCGCCGACACCCUCGAUCCCGCUCUCCUCCGACCCGGACGUCUGGACCGAAAGAUCGAGUUCCCCAACCUUCGCGAUCGCCGCGAGAGACGAUUGAUCUUCUCCACUAUCGCUUCGAAGAUGAGCCUGUCGCCUGAGGUUGACAUGGACUCGCUCAUUGUGCGCAACGACCCACUGUCAGGAGCCGUAAUCGCGGCUAUCAUGCAAGAGGCGGGACUGAGAGCUGUGCGCAAGAACAGAUACAACAUCAUCCAGCAGGAUCUUGAGGAUGCAUACACGAGCCAGGUCAAGGGUGCCAGCGAGGCGGACAAGUUCGACUUCUACAAGUGA
Molecule: messenger RNA, 1386 nt
Organism: Zymoseptoria tritici IPO323
Lineage: Eukaryota; Fungi; Ascomycota; Dothideomycetes; Mycosphaerellales; Mycosphaerellaceae
Product: proteasome regulatory particle subunit
Exons: 1
Coding region: 118-1386 (422 amino acids)
Biological process (GO): proteasome-mediated ubiquitin-dependent protein catabolic process
Cellular component (GO): proteasome regulatory particle, base subcomplex
Molecular function (GO): proteasome-activating activity; ATP hydrolysis activity; ATP binding
Source: RefSeq, a predicted model, not a curated record